Protopolystoma xenopodis is the source of this 312-nucleotide messenger RNA. The record is from the annotation of a GenBank genome assembly. Lineage: Eukaryota; Metazoa; Platyhelminthes; Monogenea; Polystomatidea; Polystomatidae.
AUGCUCCACACCCUCGAACUAUGCACCCUCCCGGCACAGGAGGUGGGCAUCCAGGCCGUGGCCCGACAACGCCGCUGCAAGACGCAGAGUGGCGCUCCACAGAUCGGCAAGCAGUACUACUCGGCCGCCUGCCAGAUUGGCACCACAGCAGAACCUCGCGGAGUCUCAGUCUGUCUGGAGGUGCCGAGCCGGAAGGAGGACCGACCGCCGACCUUCGGCAAAAAGCUACAAGUCGGCCAGCCCUGGUGGAUGGAGCAGAUGAGUCCGGACGAGAUGGAGGCCGUGGAGGCCCGGCUUAUUCCACGCGUCCUG